Messenger RNA from Paramuricea clavata, 7889 nucleotides. The record is from the annotation of a GenBank genome assembly. Lineage: Eukaryota; Metazoa; Cnidaria; Anthozoa; Malacalcyonacea; Plexauridae.
AGUCCUCUGCCAGCCAUACCGACAACUGGCUGCAAUGCGAACGGUUGUUUUGGUGAAUGUCUAAAUGCCUCUGAUAUCGCUACUCAGUGGAGUGUUGACGAUGUAUAAGUGCUAUUUAUUCAAGAUAUUAAAUUUUGUGCUUUGUGUUUUCCAGAAAAUAGCCCGUCGUGUGUUCUCUCAAGUCCGGAAGCUUAGCUCGACUUUGUCUCGGAAGACAUUGAGGAAUCUCGGGAAAACAGCCUAUUUCUCUCGUAACCAGACAUCACAUUUAGGCCCUGUUCACAUGAUCCAGGAAUAAACAACUGCCCCGCAACAAGUCAUUGACCCGGGGUACUGAUAUCUUCUGUUUACAUGAACAAAACUAUAGCGCGGGUCAUGCCUAUAAAUAAAUUACGCGGGAAUCAUAAAAUAUUCCCGUCAACGUGAAACGGUGAAAUAUUGCUAAAUAAAAAAACAUUCUGAUAAACGCAAGUCGUAUUUUAUGUUAUGAUAUUUACAAAUAGAACGUAGUUGAUUAUCAGUCGUAGUAAAAUGUGCUCAAUUCAUUGUUUCUGAUUGACCAGAUCAAAUUUUUUGAGUAGCAUGCUACACUUCUUGGUUUCAAACAUGAUAUUAGCGACAAUUUUAUUUUAAUAUUAUUAGAAUCAUCACUUAUAGAUUUCUAAUGGUAUCUUCAAUCAAAUAACAAGUUUUUGUGGAGUCCAACGUGCUCUAAAUGUAAUUUUAGCCGCGAUUUUGAUCGUUUUACAAAAAAAUGUAAUUAUCCCGGGACAAAGUUGCCACGGGGCAAAGUGUUCACAUGAGGAAAAGUUGUCCCGGCUAGGCGAGUGUCCAUGUCUACAGAGGCGAGGCACUCGGGUCAAUUCUUGUCCCGGGGCAAGUAAAAUAUCAUGUGAACAGCACUAUUCUUUUAUUAAGGAGCCGAGACAAUUUUUGUCCCGCGACAAUUGCUUGCCCCGAGACAUAACGCUGUCCCGGGUUCAUGUGAACAGGGCCUAAGUUACAUUGCACCCCAAUGCGCCCUACUAUAUUAUUUUUUCUUUCUCCACUGACAGAUAAUUUUACUCGUCAAGAGGAAAGCGCCAGCGCUCAAAGGGUUAAUUCAUACGCGCUCCACUCGCGUGCCAAACGUAAUUCAAUACGUUUGAAUCAGCCAACUUGUCACGUUUACUUACUUGUUUUGAAUUUUUUUAUCUUCUCGCAUGAUGAGUUUUUAAGACCAUCUUAUAUGCAUGCUUGACUGUUAUAAAAAGGAAUGCCAUAUAUAAUGGACUUAGUGCUUAAUGACGUCACACGCCAUGAUGCACGCGGUGAAUUCUCGUCUUCACGGGGGAAAAUUGAAAACAAUUCAACAUGGAGUAAAGAGUGUGCUGCUGUUCGUUGUCGUAUUUUGGAGGCUGUUCAAGCUAAUGAAGACCCCAGUUCUUUUCAGCACUCUUGCGGGGGUCUUCAGGCAGAGGUGUGACAGCCCUGAAAGUAUAGCGGCUACAGUCGUCCGUUUUCAAUUUUCAUCGACCAAUAGUGAUGAUCUUAUAUGUGCUUUCGUGGUUGUUUUACCAAGAAUAAAAAAAAUCCCGAACUUUAUAUAUAAUUCCGUUAUAAAUAAAAGAGUUAUAUUCUGAAAUUCCGAAAUGGCUAACCAUGUUCCCUGGCCUGUGGGUGAACUGGAAUUUAGAGUUAUUUCAUUAUUUAGAGUCAUUUUAUCAAAGAGAUUAUCCCGGCAUCGUUACCUGACAUCCAGAAAGUAGCAGAGCUUAAAUUUCCUUCAUUGGCUGUCAUUACCAAAAGAAUUGUUCAUAUUGAAAAAGUGGAAUUGGUAUGAGAAAAUUCAGUGAAUGAUAUUAUUAAAUAACAAAUGUUCUCGUCCGGGUAAUUAAUUGAGUUUCUAAAAGGUACUACAGUUUCCAGUAGAGUAGAUAUAUUUGUAUUACAUUUUCCUACCGUAAGUGAAAAGUACAUAUUGCUAUAUCCUGAGAAAUAAUUCAUUGAAUUUAAGAGCAUAAUCUCACUUUCAAAUUUACAGAAACUUCUACUUUGUACAUAUGCAUUCUGAAAAGGUAUACUGCAAGCUAAAUUUUUGUUUGAAAAUCUGUACCUGUUACUGAACAACGGCAUUUCUUUUAAGAUCACAGAAGUUGGUGACAUGGGGAACUUAGAAGAGUUCAUUGGCGCGUUUGGAUGUACAGUAGAGAUUGGCAUAAGAUAUCUUUCAGAAAUUGGUGAGGCUAUAUCAUUUUUACACCAAAGAAGAUUUAUACAUCGAAAUUUGCGAGCUGCAUCUGUCUUUAUUUACACGAAUGGAAAUGUAAGUGAAGUCUUCAAAUUUGUCUUGCUAAAACUCUCACUAGAAGGUUUUUUUCAACUGGGUCGUAGACAACGGGUGUGAGAAGGGGGGCGGGGGUGGUUCAUGCAGCCGCCAAUAAUUUGUCAACUAGCGAUAAUCUGUAAAGUUUGAGAGGGAAAAAAUGACGUAAUAAUCGCCACUGACUAAUCAGCCCCCUCCAAUACAAAGUUUCUUCCAACGGCACUACGGUAAUGUUCAAAAUGUUAUUAUAUUCGCAACGUUUGGGGGAGUUUACUGUCUCUAUUGCGAAUAUAAUAAAGUAUUGAAAAAAUGACCUCCCGUAUAAUCCUACAGAAUUGAAGAUUAGAAAUAAACUAUAUUAAGAAAUCUUUAAAUGUUGCCAGCUUUCAAAAUUGCACAAACGCGGUUAAAAGUGUGGGUGCACUGUUUUUAUCACAGGUUGAUUAUGAUGAGAAUAUGAUCACGUCUUUAACAGUUAAAAUAUUACUUAAUCUUGUGUUAUUCGGUGUCAGAAGAAAUUAAGCCACCUUCCCAUUAGAGCAAAUUUAUUAUAUAUUUUAAUUUCCCAAGAGGGAUGAAUUUCCAUGGUGGUGCCAUCUGUUGCAAAGCUGGCAAUAUUCAAACAUCAUUGAAUAUCCCUCGCGAUGACGUCAUCAGUACUAUAAAAGACUAAACUAAUUAGGUAAAGGUGCCAGUUGGCAACAGGACGCCUCAUUAGGGACGAAUCAUCCCACCCUCUCACCCAUGGCUCUCCUGCUGGCUUGUUGGCACCAACGCUACUCUUAAUUCUGUCGUUAGUUCGACAAGAUAUACACAUACCUUAAUGCUAAUAGUUGACCUGCCCCGUAGCACGAGAACGAACGAAUAUUCAGGUAUGUAAAUGUGUUUUGAGCAAAAUCUGAAAUCUGAUUGGAUUGCAUAAUUAAUCACGUACGCAUCGGACGAGUAAAGACGGAGAGGAACCAAUAUGUAAUUAAAUAAACAAGAAUAUAAACAAGAGUUAAUUUGCAUGAUCAUGAGUCAUGACAUUUUUUACAAAUUGAAAAGCCCGAAGGGAAUCAAGAUAUAAAGUUAAGUCAAGACAUACAUGCAGCUAUUUAUACUAAAACUAGAAAUACAUGCAUGCAGCAACCACUCGCAUGUGUUUUCCAAACAUUGAUUUAAUAUGAAGUAUUAGUAAUUGAUCAACACUGAACGCAGGCUCGCGUUUCCGUCAGUGUUGCCAUGGUAACGCGAUAAAUUUAAUUUUUAUUAUAUUUUUUGUACAAUACGCCAAAAAUAGUUGAAAGAUUAUUGCUUUUAACUAUAUGACAAUGAAUUUACGAUGUAUGUACUGUAGGUAUGUUGUUCUGCAUUUUGCGAGCUUUGAUUUAAUGUAAAAUUUAAACUGAAUCGCUUCGUAAAUGUCUUGAAAUAUUCAGUUUGAUAUUAAUUUAUUUGCAUGACCUAAUUACAGGUAUUGCUAUACGCGUAUAUAAAAUUAAAAGUUAACUAGUAUAAAAGACUACUUAACUAACGAAAAACAACAAUAUACUGCUAUAUUUACAUGUGUAACAUUAGAUGUAAAAGAGUAUAUAUAAAAUAGGAAAGAUAUAUGAUAUAUAGAGAUUUCUUCAUGUGAAGUGCUGACGUAUGGUAUUUACGCACGCGUUAAUUUGUUUUCGCAAAACUAACGAGCGAGUGAUCGAGUUUUGCGAAAACAAAUUAACAAGCGCGUAAAUACCAUACAAAAGCACUUCCCAUGAACAAAUUUGUUUAUUUUAUAGAUACAUAGAGGUUUUCUAUUCAAAACGGUCUUAAAAUGGCACUUUAUUUUAUCAUUUAUAGCGUUAUCAUGCAAACAUUUUACAAACUUUAGAAUAUAUUAUCAAGCAAACUUGUAAUUUUAAACAAGAAUCGGUUUUUUUUUCAUAACAGGAAACAAACUUUUAGAACUUUUACUAGAUUUCAAAAUAAAGGAAGUAGUUAACAGUAUUUAAUAUAUAUAUAAUUUUUUAAUCUAUGAACAAAGGAGGACUAUAUCUUCGCCCGACGAGUCAAGUAUUUUAAUACGUUUAAACGAAUGCCGUUUUGUUGUCGAUAUACUGUUGUGGGAGACUUGUUGACGGUAUUAAUAUUAAUAUUGAAGUGACCUCCGUUAAUCACAGUUCCACUGAAGAGGCCUGUAGCUGUAGCUGCAGGUGUUUGGAUUACUUGAUGAUGGUAAUCCUGAGAAUGAAUGAUAACUGCUGCACGACAUUGUUUCACCUUGAGCUAAGGCUCGUUUGUUGUUUUGGCUCGUACACUCAAGAACUACAGGUUUUGUCGAGGAUGAGCCACUCAAAAUUCUGGACAUGGUUUUCAGCUGUUGUUCAGAGCGUGGCUGUAGUUUUUGAUGCUUUGAAUGUUUUUGUGACCCGAUAGCUGCAUAUAUGAGUAGGAGGAAUGUCGUUGUCGUUUAGUUUUUGGACCAUUCUUUUGCUAGCAUUGUGGUUGGUAAGUCGCUGACAGUCGAGUCCUGCUUUCGUUGCCAUGUUCGAUUUAUGUCCAAUACCUUCGACCUUGUUCGAAACGUGAAUCGUAAGGGCGAUCGUUAGAUUCGUGAGUAGAUAGCAUAUGACUUGUCCUGUGGCUUGUUGUGGAUAUGUUUAAGACUAUAAGUCAGGUUCAUAUGGUAUCAAUCUAGGUGAAUGUCUUCGUAGAUUCGUACGAUUCGUAUACGAAUCGUUCGAACCGUUCGAUCGUGAUUGGUCCCAGAUUUGUUCGAAUGGUCAGAUUCGUGAGGUUCAUAGUAUCAAAUGGGUUCGUAGUUCGCUCAAAGUGAAUGUCUUCGUAGAUUCAUACGAAUCGUACGAACCGUUCGAUUCGUGAAUGCAUUCAGAAUCGUUCGAAUGGCUACAUUCGUGAGGUUCAUAGUAUCAAUGUAGGUACAGCUUACCGUGUAAACCUGGGCAUAUAUAGGCAUAUUGAAUUCCCCGGCACAUAAAGUCACGCAAGUUAAACGACAAUUAGAAACAAACAUGACAGUGUCAGUGCAUGAUAUACAGUACUUAGAAUAUUAAAUUGAAAUGUAAUUUAGUAACUGUAGAGUAUAGUCUUAAUAACUUCAGCGUUUCGAGCUUUGAAGAAAGGCCGGGGUAAACUAACACAUAUAUACUUCUUCGCGUUGUGUAAUUGAAUGAAUCGUGUUGAGUAAAGAAGAAGGGAAACGUAUUAAGUCUCACUCUCACAAACCAAGUUAAAUUUGGAAGAACCAGAAGAUUUAUACACCUCUACACACAGUACGCGUGUUUCAUACAUAUUGUUAGAUCCACUGAUCUAUACGUUGUUAUUCUAAAGAACGAGAGAAACACACUAGGGGCCUAGAUUAACUAUCGUUUCUCACACGAAUUAGCACAUUGCGAAUACAAUCUUGCUACGGAAAGAUGAUGCAAAAGAUCUAGGCGUUUUUCAUGUACAUUGUUAGACACAUUUCUGUUAGUCUAAAGAACGAGUGAAACACAUAGAUUAACUAUCGUCUCUCUCACGAAGCACAUAUUCCGAAUACAAUCAUGUUGCACAAAGCACGCAAAUUAUUUUAAAGAACGACGGAAAGAUUAUGUGAAAGAUCUAGGAGUUUUUCAUGUACAUUGUUAGACAUAUUUCUAUUAGCUGUAUACGUUGUUAUUCUAAAGAACGAGGGAAACACAUUGAUUAACUGUCAUCGACUUAUUCGAUUUUAACGAGUCUAACCAUUCGAACGAAUACGAGAGACUUCACGAAUCGAACGGUUCCAAAGAUUCGUACGAAUUGUACGAAUAUUAUAGUGGACCUCGGUACAGGUGAUGACGUCAUCAGUAAGUCAAUCUAACCAUUCGAACGGAUAUCGAAUGGUCCGUACGAUUCGUAGGAAUGGUGCGAAUAGACUAGACCUCUGUACAGGUGAUUACGUCAUCAGUAAGUUGAAUAAUGAUCAAAUUACAACGAAUAACGUAGACAGAGAGUAAAUUAACUUUUUUACCAUUCGAACGAUUCGAACGAAACCUAGCGGUGUUCACGGAUCGUUAAGAGUCGAGAGUAUUGGACAAGAUUGUUUACUCCCAUAGUAUUUGCUUUAAACCAACUUUUACCGGAUGAUGGAGUUUUGAUGUGAUUUAUGCCAAGUGAGAACGGGUUCAGGUUUAUUCAAGGCGUCUGGUCUCUUCUCGCAAUACGUUUUGUAAACUACGACUGGAUCUCUGUCGCGUGAGCUGUUUGGUAAUGCUUUACGGGUCUUAUAUUGCGAGGUUCCGCGCCUGUUCUCGUUUUUGUUUGACGCUCUGAAUAUUCCAGAUACUCCGUUCCGUCUGCUGCCGCCAUUGAAUUUAAUAUCUCCCAACACAUUUGUCUGUGCUCAUCACAACCUCGCAGACCAAAGUGCAGUGACUUAAACAACCACGGUGUGUUCAGAAGCGCCUCAGCAUUUGAAAUUCAGAGUGUUUAUCUCGUUAUCAGUCAAUGCUUGAGCAGCAUUUGGUUUGUUCCCUUUGCCUUCUUUCUCUAAUUUUUUACAUCGUGCUUGGAGAGAUUUUCGUGUUUGUUCAAAUGCAAUGUUUUCAAUAAUAUUCGCGGUAUAUUUAUGCUCCUUUAAUUGUCGAUGAAAGCUCGAUAUAAAUCCUCGAAGGCUAGAAGGUUCCUAAUCUUCGCCGUCCUUUCUUUUUACACUAUAGAUAAACUCAGAUAGAUAACCAUUUAACUCUUCAGGAGGCAAUUCUUCUGGAUUUCGUAGCUCAUUUUUUUGUCUCAAAAAGUCAAUGAGCAACCUUGCAUCUCUGUCAGUUUUGGCACGGGUGUUUUUGUUUUCUUGCUCAAGAAUGUAAUCUUCAAUAGGUUUGUCGAGCAUUUCAAACCUUUAUUCAACAUUGGACAUUGUGAAAAAAAAAACAGAAAAAGGCGGCAAACAAUAAAUACUUGGCUCCUAGCGUAAACAUUCCAGGCCUAUUUGCAGGCCGUGAGCGAAUUUGCUCGUACGUAAACACACAAUGACGCUGAUUGGACGAAACGUAUUUCGAACGUGUGAAAAAAUCGUUUCACGUUUCUGAUUGGUUGCUGUCGGUUUAGAACAAAUCUUGAAAUGGCUUUUCACAUGAAUAAAGCUAUACUUAAAUAUCAGCAUCUAUAUAAUAAAUACAAAUAUCAAAGUUUAAGAAAGGAUUAGAAAGAGUAUAAUAUAAAAAAGGGAAAGGAAAGUUAUAUAAUAUAUAGAAACUUGUGAUUUCUGGUUUUAAGGGCUGUUCUCUCUGAUAUAAAACAUGAAUUUGAAAUAUGCUCCGAAAAUAGAUCUCAGUGUUAUCACAGGGUCAUUCAGUGACAUAAGAUCACUUAAUAAUUUUCUCUUAAUAAUUUUUCUCUUCAAUGAGUUUAAACUUAAUAGUUUAAACUCAUUAGAAAUAGGCAGUAAAUAAACUUUAUUCUGGAAUUGUAUUUUUGAAGAACAUGUCAUGUGACUAAUACAUUUAAUUAACGUUAACCUUAGGCCAAACUUGCAUGUUUUGCCCGAGUAAGAAGACUGAAACCUAAUCCGGACGACCAGUCAUCAACGAUACCAAUCAAGCUUCCAAUGUCCGAUGAAUCUCUGAGAUGGUAG